This is a messenger RNA of Papilio xuthus (Asian swallowtail), 809 nucleotides long. The record is from RefSeq and is a predicted model, not a curated record. Lineage: Eukaryota; Metazoa; Arthropoda; Insecta; Lepidoptera; Papilionidae.
GCUGGUUCCACAACAACUUCGACGCAUUUACGGGCGUAUUAACAAAAAACAUAGUUAUUGUAACUUAAAAUAAGAAACGUCACAAAAAAUGGUGAUGAAAUUGUACGCCGUUUCUGAUGGACCGCCAUCUUUGUCCGUGAGACAGGCGCUCGCUAAGUUGGAGUUGCCUUUCGAGCUGGUGAACGUUGACUUUGGAAAAGGAGAGCAUAUGACAACCGAAUAUGCAUUGUUGAAUCCUCAAAAAGAAAUCCCCGUGCUGGAUGACGAUGGAUUCCAUCUAAGUGAAAGUAACGCUAUUUUACAAUACAUUUGUGACAAGUACACACCUGGUAAUGAACUUUACCCACAAGAAGCGAAGACUAGGGCUAUCGUGAACCAUCGUCUUUGCUUCAAUCUGUCAACUUACUACGCAAAUAUCUCUGCUUAUACCAUGGCUCCGAUAUUCUUCGAUUACCAACGCACAGAGCUUGGUUUAAAAAAAGUACACAUGGCACUCGACGUUUUUGAAACGUACCUACAACGCCUGGGCACUAAAUAUGCUGCAGCUGACCAUCUAACUAUCGCUGAUUUCCAGCUUAUCAACUCGACUAUGACUCUAGAAGCUAUUGACUUCGACUUUUCUAAGUAUACGAAGAUUUACAAAUGGUAUAACGAUUUCAAAACUCAAUAUCCAGAACUUUGGAAGAUAUCAGAAGAUGCGAUGAAAGAAAUCCAAUAUUUCGCAGCGAAUCCUCCAGACUUGACUCAUCUUAACCACCCCAUACAUCCGAUACGUAAAAUUAAUAAAUAAAAUAAAUAAUUUAUUAUAA